ACGGCGUCGACGCGCAAUGCGUCGCACCUCGAUGCUCAAAGGCAGGGGCUCAGAGGAGAGUAAAGGAGUUCGUGUGCUGGUCGUGUGUCUAAGUUUGCCAUAGCUUCCGGAGUGCUGUCUGAUACUCUUCGCGUGUCGUCGGAGCUUGUGAAUCAGAAUGGCGAAGUCUUACCCAAACGUCAGUGAGAAGUACGCUGCGCUCAUUGAGAAAGCCCGCAGGAAGAUACGGGGGAUGGUAGCAGAGAAGAACUGCGCACCGAUCAUCCUUCGUCUCGCAUGGCACGGGUCGGGAACUUACGAUCAGGAGUCGAAGACAGGAGGUCCUCUUGGAACCAUCCGGUUCGGGCAGGAGCUUGCGCACGGCGCCAACGCGGGGCUGGACAUUGCAGUGAAUCUGCUGCAGCCCAUCAAGGAGCAGUUUCCGGAGUUGUCGUACGCUGACUUUUACACGCUGGCUGGAGUCGUUGCCGUGGAGGUGACAGGCGGGCCCACCAUUCCUUUUCACCCUGGGCGCAAGGAUCAUGAGACAUGCCCCGUGGAGGGUCGGCUUCCCGACGCCACGAAGGGUUUGGAUCACCUCCGAUGCGUGUUCACGAAGCAGAUGGGGUUGACGGAUAAAGACAUUGUGGUGCUGUCGGGUGCACACACUCUGGGGAGGUGCCACAAGGACCGGUCCGGAUUUGAGGGAGCAUGGACGCCGAACCCCCUUAGAUUCGACAACUCGUACUUCCAGGUGCUGUUGGAGGGAGAGAAGGAUGGACUGAUCAUGCUGCCAUCCGACAAGGCUCUGCUGGAUGAGCCGAAGACUCGUGAGUUGGUUGAGUUGUACGCGAAGGACGAGGACAAGUUUUUCGAAGACUACGCCGAGUCUCACAUGAAGUUGUCAGAGCUAGGAUUUGCCGAGGCGUGAAAGCCUGAUCCUAUUCUACGUGUGAAGAGUCCCUUCACGAGGACCGUCUUUCGAGAGGCGAUAAAUGUUGUGGAAAGGAACGAACGGACCCUGCCGAUCUUAUUUUUCAUUUUUCUGAGGGAUGCGGAUGGUUUAGAAUAGCGUAUAAUAUCUUAGUAUAUCGCUUUUGUUAUUGAUUACCUUCCUGGACUAGUUCUCUGUCUGAUGCAUUUUUAGAUCCAGGUACUGCCUGGGUAUGAUCUUGGUUAUAAAUUUAAACCUCAACUCCAGCUCAUCUUAGAAUAAUCCUCAUUUCCAACUUUUGUGGAUUUUCCCCUGUUAUAUCUGGUGUUUUUGGAUUGUGCAUCUAGUUUUUCGAUGUAUAUCUAUUACGUGUGAGGAAGGAUAUGGCUUGGUACAUUUUUGGGUGAACUCUGUCAUCUGGAAAUUUCCGAUGCGCACCACUUGGCAUUGACCGAUCA
Molecule: messenger RNA, 1371 nt
Organism: Physcomitrium patens
Lineage: Eukaryota; Viridiplantae; Streptophyta; Bryopsida; Funariales; Funariaceae
Product: L-ascorbate peroxidase 1, cytosolic
Biological process (GO): response to reactive oxygen species; cellular response to oxidative stress; hydrogen peroxide catabolic process
Cellular component (GO): chloroplast
Molecular function (GO): peroxidase activity; heme binding
Source: RefSeq, a predicted model, not a curated record